Molecule: messenger RNA, 4134 nt
Organism: Macadamia integrifolia
Lineage: Eukaryota; Viridiplantae; Streptophyta; Magnoliopsida; Proteales; Proteaceae
Product: pectinesterase-like
Exons: 2
Coding region: 996-2726 (576 amino acids)
Biological process (GO): cell wall modification
Molecular function (GO): pectinesterase inhibitor activity; pectinesterase activity
Source: RefSeq, a predicted model, not a curated record
AAGAAUAUAAUGAUAAAUUAUUUUUAAAUUAUUUUUGAAAAUCUUUUAUUUUACUAACUGAAGGAACUGUUGGAAAUAAGAAAGGAGACAAAAGAAGGCAGUGUGAACGAAAUUUAGCUGCAACCUGACUAGCAGCCAAAUUUUUUUCCAGUGUACACCUAUAAUAUUACAAAAGUAUACACAAUAACCUUAAUAGAAAGGAGAAGGGAGGGCAUGACAAAAUAGGUUACAAGUCAUUCGUAACCUACAUCGGUUACAUCUACACAAACCCACAAAUAGCACCUAUAAUGGUACAAAAGCAUCCGUUUCUUCCUCUCCUCUCUUCUAUAUUUAUGUUAUUUUGAUUUAUUUUAUUUUUUCUAGCUUUGUUCUUAGCUUCAUUCACCUAAGCUUCUUGGUUCUUGUAAACAAGCUUAGGUGUUUGAUUUGGGACUUCCAAGUUCUGUCUUAGAUAGGCAAGUCCUCAGUUCCUCACUCUUCCAACAUUAAUCAUCUCCACCAUAAAUACUACAACCUCCUCACGCAAAUACAUGCAGAGUCAGAAGUCAACAGUUGCAACCUAAUUAGUUUAUAAAUUCUAGAACAAGGGUCACAAUUAGAAUUAUCUUCUUUGUUACACAGACUCUGGAAAUUUUUGAUUUGGGAAGCUUCAUGCAAAGUAAUACUUGGUGGUCUACUGCAAGUAAUAAAGUAAGUAAUAACAGCUAGGAUCCUCUCUCCUAAACAUCUUAGAACUUACAUGGUUGACCAUCUCUUUCACUGUGUUUCCUCUCUAUUUCCUUUCUUCUUCAUUAAUGGUAUGAGAAAUCAUUUUCGAGGUUGGUGAUCAGCUGGAGCCCUCCAAUGAUCCAGCUAAGUUAAGUUGACCUUUCAAGCCCAUUCAAACUCUCUUCUUUUUUCUAUUUAAGGACUUCCAAAAAAAGUUUGAGGGAAACUCACUAGUCACUACUUCCAGCUCUUCAAAACCCAUAACUCCUUCUAUCUAACAGGGGACUAUGGCUUGUUUUAGGCUCUUCACCACCUCUCUCUGUUCCACCCCUCUCCAGCUUGUUCUUCUUCUAGUCCUCUUCUCCUCCUAUACUUCACUAGCCAAUGUGUCAUCAUCACCAUUAACACCUGUUCCUAGAGAUUCAAUCUGCAAAUCAACCCCAUAUCCUUCCCACUGCAGAUCAGUUCUCCCAUCAAAUGAUUCAUCCAAUGUAUAUGACUAUGGUCGGUUUUCUGUUGGUGAGUCUCUCAAAUCAGCAAGAAAGUUCUUGCAUCUGGUGAAUAGCUAUCUUAGAGACAAGACCUUAUCAGUAAUGGCAGUUCGAGCCCUUGAGGAUUGUAGGCUCCUAGCAGAGCUGAACAUCGAUUUCUUGGUUAACACAUCCACAACUGUCAAUUCAACACAGAAUCUCUCCACCAGGAGAGCCGACGACGUGCAGACACUGCUUAGUGCCAUACUAACCAACCAGCAAACUUGCUUGGAAGGACUUCAAGCAAUUUCAUCAGCUUGGAGUGUGAAGGAUGGUCUCUACACCCCUCUUUUCAAUACAACCAAGCUGUACAGUGUUUCUUUGGCACUUUUCACCAAAGGAUGGAUUGAUAAAAAGAAGAAAAUACUUCCAGGGAGGGAGCUCUUCUCUGGAAUGGAAAUUGAUCGACAAAGUCACUUGGCUUUGAGAAUGAAGAGGCACCACCGCCGGAUCUAUGAAUCAAUCAGUGGAAGGAAACUAGCCCAGACAACCCAAAAUGCUGUCAAAGUGAGAGAUAUGGUAGUUGUGAACAAGGAUGGGAGUGGAAAUUUCAUUACCAUUCAUGAUGCCCUGGCUGCUGCUCCCAACAAUACCAACAUCACCGACGGCUAUUUCAUGAUUUAUGUAGUCGCCGGUGUCUAUAACGAGUAUGUUACCGUCGGCAAAAACAACAUGAAUGUUAUGAUGGUAGGAGAUGGCAUCAGGAAGACUACAAUCACGGGCAACCGAAGUGUCGCUGAUGGAUGGACUACAUUCAAUUCUGCUACCUUCAUUGUUCUUGGGCAAGGAUUUGUCGCAAUUAAUAUGACAUUCCGGAACACUGCCAGAGCGAUUAAGAAUCAGGCAGUGGCAGUUCGAAAUGGUGCUGACUUGUCGACUUUCUAUAGAUGUAGCUUUGCAGCAUACCAGGACACCUUGUAUGCACAUUCCCUAAGGCAAUUUUACAGAAAGUGUGAUAUAUAUGGGACUAUAGAUUUCAUAUUUGGCAAUGCAGCUGCAGUUUUCCAAGACUCUGAUAUCUAUGCAAGGCUACCACAGCAACAACAAUAUAAUACUAUCACUGCCCAAGGUAGAACAGAUCCAAACCAGAAUACUGGGACUUCCAUUCAGGGUUGCAAAAUCAGAUCAAGUGUGCAACUGGCUUCUAGUAAUCGCACUGUUAUGACAUUCUUGGGUAGACCAUGGAGAGAAUAUUCAAGAACUGUGAUUAUGCAAUCCUUCAUUGAAAGCUUGGUAGAUCCUACUGGUUGGAUUGAUUGGGGUAACACUACUGUGCUAAGUAGCCUAUAUUAUGCUGAUUUCAACAACACAGGACCUGGAUCAGUUACCACAAACAGAGUUCAAUGGCCUGGUUACCAUGUGAUCGGUAAUGCCACAGACGCUGCCAAAUUCACUGUCUCAAGUUUUCUACAAGGUGAUCACUGGUUAAAUGCAACUGGGGUGCCUUAUACGCUUGGCCUUUUAUCAAAUUUACCCUCAGAAUCUUAGUUUUUUUUUUUUAAUUAAUUAUUGAUUAAAAAGGAUGUAAUUUUUCAAGCAUUUAGUCUCAAGCCCAAGGAAAUGUAAUUGUGUUGCUUGAGGAUUUUUUUUAACACAUUUAUUUAUUUAUUUCUAUUUGGAAAUUGAUAAACACUCCAGAUUUUAGUGUUCAAGUGGGAAUUAUUUUUGGUAUGGAGGCUCACGGAGUCGGUCUCAUCAGAUAGGGGCAGAGGAGAGAGAAUGUCUGAAGUUUUCAGAGAGAAAGACUGUGAGAGUUUCCCACUCUGGUAUAGUGGAAAAGCUUUUCCCAAAAUGAAAAAAAUUUGGGGAAAAUAACGCUGCCUGGUCGCAUGGCCUCUACACCCUGACACAGAGGAGGGGGUGAAAUAAUGGCCCCAAACCUGUAAAAUACAACAAAAAUCGAUCAUAUUGAUACCCCUAUGCCCCACCACAUUGGCCCUCGUACUUGUGCAGAGGCCAUACGACCAGGUAGUGUUCUUCUUCCCAAAAAGAAUUAUGAUUUUUUUUUUCUUAAGUGCAUAUACAAAUGGUGGGCUCUGUGCAAGAUUGAGCAUCUCUCAGUUGCGAUGUUCAGAAUUAUGGAAAGAUGUUGGAAAGAAGGAACAACCAAUUAGUUCCAAUCUACAAUUUGCAUAUUAGAGGUUAUUUUUCUCAUUUCUAAAACAGACGAGGGAGGUUACACAUAAUGAAUUUAGAUGGAUAAAGAGUGUAUGCAACUAUGCUAGGGCAAGCGGAUGCCUGAAUUUGAUUGCUCAUAAGAGCUGGGACUCAGGUUGCAACAUGUUGGUCAUAGAUUCAAAACUUAGAAACAAGCUCUACUGCGAAACAGGGGUAAGGCUGUGUACAUUUGUCCCUCCCAGACUUUGUUGUAACGGGAGCCUCGUGCACUGAGUCGUUCUUUAUAGAGCUGGGACUCAGAAAUCUCUUUUGUUGUGACAUACUUUUACUUGGAUGGAGGGACAUCCGAGAUUGCUGAAAGAGACCGAAUAAGUAGGCAAGUGAAUCUUCCACCUUUUCCGGACUUUUUAUAUUCUCUAACAAGCUUAAGCUACGAAGAUCUCUCUCAUGCUUCUAAGAGUUCUGAGUGCAUCUUCUCAUCACCUCUGGUCUUCUAAUAGCUUCUCACCAAUUCCAUAGAAAAGGACAUCCCUAACCUCAUAAGGCCAUGGAUUGGCCCACACAGCCUUGAAAAAUGAAAUUUACUUACAAGAUUAUUCCUUUCUCUAUUUGAUAGGGGGAGAGAGAGCAAGGGCCUCCUAAGAAAGUACUUCACCAAAAGCUGAAUAUUCAGAUAUGAAAAGCUUUUGCAGAUUGCUAAAAGGGAGCUAAGAAAAUAAAAAAAUUGCCAAAAAGGAGCUAAGGAAAGGGGUUUUUUUUUUUAUUUGUGUCACAUCUC